AUGGCCACUAAUCUUGUUGGCGAUCCUGAUGACCCUGAUCUCGUAUUAUCGCAUCUACUGGAGGCCAAUUCGAGGCCUCCCGGUGGUGGGGUUGGAAGCAGUGGGAUGGCGUCGUUGGCGCGCCGGGAAUUUCUAUACUACCAACUCGCAGGCGGUACUCAAGGAGGGUCUCUCACGAGUAUGAAAGAAAACACAAAACACACCAAUGUACCGGGAGCGACCGCCGCUGACGUGCCCCUAAAGGAUCAACCUUUCCAAGUGAUGACACAUAAAGGUCCCAAGAUCAUCCUCCCACCGCGUUACGUUGGCGAAGUCCAAAGCGACCGUCGUCUGUCCCUGGACAUCCCCAAUGAGGAUGACUUCUUUGUCCAGUGGCCAGCAUUCUCCCCGCAGGCCGCAUUCACGGACAAACACGUGCUCGUGGAUACCAUCAACAAGAAAUUAACGCCGUCGCUGACUCGAAUCACGGAGCCUGUGAAUGAAGAGAAUGAGCUAGCGAUCAGGACGCUCUUCCCGCCCACCCCGGAAUGGACGCCGAUCCAGCUGGUAGACCAAUUGUUGCUCCUGACGACACAGACGUCGUCGCGCAUAUUCUUGGGCCUACCGACUUGUCGGGAUCCGGAGGUCAUUCGAAUCAUGCGGGACUAUUCGGCCGAGCUUGUGGCGGCGUCCCAAGUCAUGAUGACGUGGUCGGCGGUGUUGCGACCGCUGGUGUACCUGUGCCAUCCGACGGUACGAAGGCUGGCCCGGACAGUCAGCUCAGCGCGGUCCAUCCUGGCGGCCGAAAUCCGGCGACGAAACCUGGCCUCUGGACAAUCUGACAAGAAGGCCGGGUUAGAGCGAAGAUUUGACUCGCUGGAGUGGAUGGCCCAGGUCGCCCAUGGCAAGAAAUUCGACCUGGUCGGAGGGCAAUUGAGUCUUGGCUUUGGUGCCAUCCACACGACGUCCCACACCCUGACCGAGGUCUUCUACGACAUCAUCGACCAUCCGGAACUGGUAGACGAGCUGAGAAAGGAGAUCAUAAACUGCUUCCGGGAGGACGGCAGCUGGAGCAAGAACACCCUCUACAGGAUGAAACUCAUGGAUGCUGUCAUGAAGGAGAUCCUGUUCCGUCGCGUGGCCUUGGAAGACGUCACCCUGAGCGACGGCACUGUCCUCCCUCGCGGAGUCGAGGUCAACAUCCCGAACAUGCACAUGCGCACAGACGAAUUGUACCCUCAUGCGACCAAAUUCGAUGGCAAACGCUUCCUGAACCUCCGACUACAAGCGGGUAAUGAAGCCAAGUACCAGUAUACCACGACGGGACAGGCGAGCAUGGGUUUCGGCCACGGUGCACACGCAUGUCCGGGACGGUUCUUCGCCAGUAAUGAGAUGAAGCUGAUGCUUGCACACUUAUUGAUGAAGUUUGACUGGAAGUUUGUAGAUGGGAAGAGACCGCAAGACCACAAUGUGGCGGAGCAGAUGAUCCUCGACCACGAAGUCAAGAUUCUGUACCGGUCGCGCGAGAGCGAAGUGGAAUUUGUUCCGGGUACGAGCGUCGGUCCAUGA
Rhinocladiella mackenziei CBS 650.93 is the source of this 1548-nucleotide messenger RNA. RefSeq lists its product as uncharacterized. The record is from RefSeq and is a predicted model, not a curated record. Gene Ontology annotation, molecular function: iron ion binding; heme binding; monooxygenase activity. Lineage: Eukaryota; Fungi; Ascomycota; Eurotiomycetes; Chaetothyriales; Herpotrichiellaceae. The coding region runs from base 1 to 1548 and encodes 515 amino acids. The transcript is spliced from 2 exons.